Molecule: messenger RNA, 948 nt
Organism: Exophiala bonariae
Lineage: Eukaryota; Fungi; Ascomycota; Eurotiomycetes; Chaetothyriales; Herpotrichiellaceae
Exons: 1
Coding region: 1-948 (315 amino acids)
Molecular function (GO): S-adenosylmethionine-dependent methyltransferase activity
Source: RefSeq, a predicted model, not a curated record
AUGUCACAGAUUGAUCCCAACAAGGUGGCUUUCAAGCCAGAAAAGACGUUUGCUUCUUACAACCAUGAGCAAGGCAAGGCUUAUGCUCAGGUUCGCCGCGAUUAUCAUCCCAACGUUUAUCAAGCCGUUCUCGACUAUCACACUUCGACCGGAGGGAAGCUCGACAUGCUUGUUGAUGUCGGCUGUGGGCCUGGAAACGCCGCUAGACAACUUGGGAAAAACUUCAAUCAUGCAAUCGGUCUCGAUCCCUCUCAAGGAAUGAUAUCGAUGGCUCGCUCACUUGGUGGAACCACAGCAACUUCGGAGGCAAUUAAAUUCGAGACCUCCAAUGCUCAACAGCUAGGAGCGAAUCUUUCGCCACCCAUACAAGAUUCAAGCGUUGACCUCAUUGUUGCUGCCACCGCUGCGCACUGGUUUGAUAUGUCGGAAUUCUGGCCUAGCGCUGGCCGCAUCCUCAAGCCGGGUGGAACUGUGGCAUUUUGGACUUCUGGCGAGGCGCGCACCGAUCCAACUCUGCCAAAUGCCGAGGCUAUCCAGGCUGCUGUGGAAGAACACGAAGAACGAUAUUUGAGACCGUACUUUGAACCAGGGAAUCUACUCAACCGGAACCGCUAUCGUGACCUGUUGCUCCCAUGGACUUUAGCACAACCUGUGACAGAUUUUGACGAAAGCGCAUUUGUGAGAAAAGACUGGAAGUUUGGAGACGAGUUCGUUGUUGGAGGCUCUGAAAUAGAUCUCGACUCAUUUGAGAAGCUUUGGGCAUCUGCAAGUGCACAGGUGCGUUGGUAUAAGGCACACCCUGAUGAUGUCGGCACCGAGCGUGAUCCAGUAAAGUUACUACGUCAUAAGAUCGAGGGUUUGUUGCAUGAGGCAGGAGUAGAAAAGGGGAAGGAACGACUUAGGGGGGCUGUCGCUGGUACAUUACUGGUGGUCAAGAAAAGAUCAUAA